UUACAGCAAGCUAACAAUUGAUCUGUCUAUUUCUCGUAUCGUAACUGAUAGCUGGCUGGAUCUGAAACAUGUUAAUAAGAUAAAUAUGAUGUCUUCUAGGCCCAUAUUUUGCAACAGAUUACGGAAAUGGUGCCAUUGUUUCAAGCGAAAUGAAUCUGCAUCAAUAUCAAAAAGACCAGUAAUAAAACGACGUGAGUACAAAAACGACCAAAAUGGAAGUACCGCAAAACCAGGGAAAUGGAUUUUAUUUGGAAUACCUGUUGCUACAUUUUGCCUUGGUACAUGGCAAGUUCGAAGACGAACAUGGAAAAAUGAUUUAAUAGAAUCACUCAAUAAAAAGACUACAGCAGAACCCCAACCUCUCCCACAGAAUUUAGAAAGCAUAAAUUCAAAAGACUUUGAGUACUCAAAAUUUUAUGUGAAUGGUGUAUUUGAUCAUUCAAAAGAAAUGCAUGUAAUGCCAAGAACUUUUGCCAAGCUUAAAGAACAAAGCGGUGGCUCACUUUUAUCAACAGGUAGUCGAGUGGGGUUACAUGUCAUAACUCCAUUUUAUAUCCCAGAACGAGAUUACAGUAUCCUAAUAAAUCGUGGUUUUGUCGAUAGCGAUUAUAGAAAUCCAGGAACCAGAAAACAAGGACAAAUUGAUGGCGAGGUGAACAUCACCGGCCUAUUGAGACUUACAGAGAGAACAAAAAUUAAAGGUACAAAUAUGAUAGAACUAAAUCAAUGGUCACAUGUUGAUGUUGAAAAAAUGGCCGAGUUAUCUGGAACAAAGCCAAUUUUACUCGAUGCUGUGGCAGAAUCUUCUUCACCUGGGGGACCUAUUGGCGGUCAAACACGUAUUCGUAUAUGGAAUCAGCAUGCUUCGUAUAUUAUUACAUGGUACAGUCUUUCUGCUAUAACUGCCCUUAUGUGGUGGUCUAGAUACAUACGGUGAGGUAUUCUAGUGAUAUUCAGUAAAUAGAAGCGUAUUAGAGUAAACAAUUCAAGCCAAAGUUUAUGAUUUGUGAAACAUUCUGAUUCUGUUUUCUAAUCCUGUGUUAUGUCAAAAGACUUGCAAGUUUCAGAAU
This is a messenger RNA of Styela clava, 1070 nucleotides long. RefSeq names its product surfeit locus protein 1-like. Gene Ontology annotation, cellular component: membrane; mitochondrion. Gene Ontology annotation, biological process: mitochondrial respiratory chain complex IV assembly. NCBI's taxonomy places the organism in Eukaryota, Metazoa, Chordata, Ascidiacea, Stolidobranchia, Styelidae. The record is from RefSeq and is a predicted model, not a curated record.